Molecule: messenger RNA, 829 nt
Organism: Dicrocoelium dendriticum
Lineage: Eukaryota; Metazoa; Platyhelminthes; Trematoda; Plagiorchiida; Dicrocoeliidae
Source: the annotation of a GenBank genome assembly
CUUGCUGAUAAAGUGACCUUCAGAUCGUCCAUUUUUUCUGACGCGGCGGAUCGCGGCGAUGUAUCCCCAUAAUGCGUAUUUCGGCAUCGUGCAGCCUUAUUAUGGUUUUGUUGGCAUGACUCCUAUGGGCAUGCCUCCUCCCGUAUCGACGGUUCCAACAAUCCCUGUCACGACGGCUGUUACCCCGGCAGUGACUACCAAAUCUGAUACUCCACCGACUCAGUACGUUAGAGAGAAACCUCCGGUCACGACAGUUUUUGUUGGCAAUAUAUCCGACCGUGCACCUGAUCAGUUGAUCAAGACGCUCCUCAUGCGUUGCGGGAAUAUCCUCAGUUGGAAGAGGGUUCAGGGUGCUUCGGGAAAACUGCAAGCUUUUGGGUUUUGCGAGUUUGAAGAUCCGGAGUCGACAAUGAGAUGUGUUCGUCUGCUAAAUGGUUUUGCCGUUGGCGAGAAGAAGCUUUUGGUAAAAGUCGACCCAAAAACUGAAGAUUUACUAACUGAAUACCGGAAAAAGAAAGAGGCAGUUGGUGAGGAAGGCACUUUAGGUGCAACAGCUGAUGAAAUUGACUCAUCAACUCAACGCGACGACGAAAGCGUGAAGGCUGCUCUUGAGGGAAUCUUGAAGGAACAUGCUUCUGUGCUCAGUGGCAGCGACUCUCCUAGAAGACCGGAUUCCUAUCAUGAGGGUCCACGUCAUUUAACUAUGGAAGAUAUGGAUUUAGAUGAGGAUCGAAAGGAUCUUAUUAACCGAGAGAUAGAAAUUUUCAGGAGACGAAACGAGCGUUACAUAUUCCAUUGUUUAAGCUUGAACAGGCCUUACUGUGUCUAG